This is a messenger RNA of Impatiens glandulifera, 1549 nucleotides long. RefSeq names its product caffeoylshikimate esterase-like. The record is from RefSeq and is a predicted model, not a curated record. Gene Ontology annotation, cellular component: membrane. The transcript has a single exon. Lineage: Eukaryota; Viridiplantae; Streptophyta; Magnoliopsida; Ericales; Balsaminaceae. Gene Ontology annotation, molecular function: lipase activity. The coding region runs from base 25 to 1032 and encodes 335 amino acids.
UUGAACAUUUUUUUUAUUUAAAAAAUGAUCCUCCUUCACCCUAUUCACUUAGCCAAUGAGAAGAGUCUUUUUGGAGGGAUCUCAAAGGAAGAAUUCUACAAGAAGCACCAAAUCAUCCACAAUGAAACAUUCAUUCUCAACAAGCAUGGCAAGAAGAUCUUCACCCAAACAUGGAGUCCCGACCCGACCAUAUCCACCACCCGAGCCCUAGUCGCCAUGAUCCACGGCUACACCGACGAGAGCAGUUGGUUCAUGCAACUUACCGCGGUUGCCCUAGCUCAGGCCGGCUUCCACACCGUGGCCCUGGACUUGCAGGGCCACGGUUUCUCAGAAGGCCAUCAAGGUCACGUGCCGGAUAUCGGUCCUCUGGUUGAGGAUUGUCGUGAAGUCUUCAACUCGGCUCGACUAGCCCAACCUCCAAACCUACCGGCUUUUCUCUACGGAGAAUCGCUCGGUGGAGCCAUAGCUAUACUCACGUGUAUCGAUAAACUCGGUUGUCAUCAUUAUCGGGAUUGGGAUGGGAUGGUUAUAUGCGGUGCCAUGUGUGGAGUAUCGAAGAAACUCCGGCCGCCUCGACCGGUUGAAAUGCUUUUACCUUUGGCGGCUUUCAUGGCUCCAAAAUGGAACAUAAUUAUAACGAAGCCACCGGCUUCGAAGUCUUAUAAAGAAAGAUGGAAGAAGCUUCUUGUGAAGAGGAGACCUAAUAAACCGAAGAAUGAGAAACCUACGGCUGCGAGUGCUUUGGAGCUUUUAAAGGUUUGUGAUUACAUAAGUGGGAAUGGACGGCGGAUUGAGGUUCCUUUGUUGAUGAUUCACGGUGGAGAUGAUAAGAUUUGCGAACCGGAGUCAGCUAGGGUGGUGUAUGAGUCAGCUUCCAGCAAGGAUAAGACACUUAGGAUUUUCGAAGGUAUGUGGCAUCAAUUCAUUGGUGAGAGUAAUGACAGGGUGGAAGAAGUGUUUGGAGUUAUAUUGGCUUGGAUUGUUGAAAGAGUUGACAGACUAACUAGGCAAGACGAUGAAGUUAAAGUUUGAAAUUUAACCGGGCUAAUUUUAUUUUAUAAUAUAUAUCCGAAGUAAGGAAAAAUCAGCCAUUUAGGGUGGCUAAGUUCACUUCGGCACCGAACAUCGCAUAGCUACUUCAUCCCACCCGUAACUUAAUAAAGUGGACUGGACUGACCACACUGAAAAUAAAUGUAAACAUGGAUAGCUGACUAGAAUGAUAAUAAUAUCAAAUAAGCAAAAUCUACCUAAGUUAUUUAGUUAUAUAUAUACAAUAUGUUAAGUCAAUCGAACUACAACUCAAGUAGCCUAAAGGGUAGAUCCGCCCUCGUGGCUAGGAAAACAUGGUGGUUAUUUAUUGUUUAUUUGAUAUGCAUGGUUAUAUUCAACUUUUCUUUCUAUUUUGGUAAAAAAAGAAGAAAAAAAAGGACAUUUAUGAGUUUGUAAUUGGUGUUUAAGAGAUCAAAACCCAAGAUUAAAAUAUGUAUUCUCUAUAAUGGAUUACAAACAAGACUUAAUGUGGUAAUUGCAAUAUGUGGUUGGAAAUAAA